AUGGAACCUGGCCCCGGCCCUGCAGAGCAGCUGGUCACAGGGGAGCCAGCCAUAAGUUAUGGCACCAUCGACCAGGCGGAUGCGAAUGCCGCGAGUGCCUCCAAAGACAGAUCAUUCUCCCUCGCUCCAUACAUGGCCGAGUUUGUUGGAACCUGCAUCCUCGUGUUUACUUUCGGAUGCGUCGCAGUGUCGCCGACACCAUCCCUCUUCAAGCCGAGCGCUGCAGCAUGUAUUGUGACAGUCAUGGUAUACUCGACUGCAACGGUGGCUGGAGGCGUGGCUGGAGCAACAGCUUUGAGGGCUCUUUUUGGCAGGGACAUGGGUCUUGCUUACACGUGGCCUGCUGCUCCUGCUUCUCCAAGCUUGGGCGCUGCAGUGUCUGCAGAGUUGCUCUACACAGCCUUGCUCUGCUUCCUGGUCAGCUGUCUGAUCGUUUCCAAACGAAACAACCCGAAGCGUGACCAGAGCCAGUCGUUUGGGCUCGCCAUUGGCCUCUUCUACGUGGCAGGAGUGCUGACUUAG
This is a messenger RNA of Symbiodinium natans, 522 nucleotides long. Lineage: Eukaryota; Dinophyceae; Suessiales; Symbiodiniaceae. The record is from the annotation of a GenBank genome assembly.